AUGUCUAUCUCUUGUAUCAAUAAAGCUGACAAUUUUAAAUGGGUCCUCACAAAUGUUUAUGGUCCUAACAAGCCUACUGAGAGAGAUGAUUUCUGGAUGGAGUUAGAUAAUGCUUCAAGACUCUGGGACCUGCCAUGGUGUCUUGGAGGUGACUUUAAUGUCAUUCUGAAGUGUGAUGAAAAAAAGGGUUGUACCAAAAUCACUAAAAGCAUGAGAGAUUUUGCUAACUUCAUCUACACUCAUGAUCUUAUUGAUCUUCCCAUGAAAGUUUCUAGGUACACUUGGUCUAAUGGCCAGUCUAAUCUUGUCAUGUCUAGAUUAGAUAGAUUCCUUCUUUCCCCCUCUUUUGAAGCUCACUAUCCUUUUGCCUCCCAACUUGCUAAAGAUGAACCUACCUCAGAUCAUAUCCCUCUUCUCCUAGACAUUUCAGAUUCUUCUUGGGGUUCUAGUCCAUUUAGGUUUGAAGUUAUGUGGUUUUUGGAGAAUGGUUUCAUUAAAUUAUUAGAGGAUUGGUGGCAAUCUUUCUGUUUUGCAGGUACAGCUAGCACUGUUCUUUGGCUAAAGUUGAAGGCACUAAAAGAGAAGCUGCAGAUAUGGAAUAAGGAGGUGUUUGGCAUCACCAACUCUAAGCUUAACCUGAUUCUUGAGGAAAUACAAGACAUAUAUGGUUAUGCAGAAGAUAACAUCUUAACUGAAAACAUGGUGAAUGAGAAGAUUAAGUUGAAGAAAAAUUUGAAAAAGUUACUAAGAUGA
Molecule: messenger RNA, 753 nt
Organism: Papaver somniferum (opium poppy)
Lineage: Eukaryota; Viridiplantae; Streptophyta; Magnoliopsida; Ranunculales; Papaveraceae
Exons: 1
Coding region: 1-753 (250 amino acids)
Source: RefSeq, a predicted model, not a curated record